Molecule: messenger RNA, 1404 nt
Organism: Plasmodium vinckei vinckei
Lineage: Eukaryota; Apicomplexa; Aconoidasida; Haemosporida; Plasmodiidae
Product: CPW-WPC family protein
Exons: 1
Coding region: 1-1404 (467 amino acids)
Source: RefSeq, a predicted model, not a curated record
AUGGCACGGCUUUCCUUUAUACUAUUAGUUGCACUUGUGUGUGUGCAUAUUUUUUUUUUUACAUGCACUGUUCAUAAUAAAAAUGAUAGCAAGUCAGAAAAUAUAUUAAGCUCAAAUGGAAUUUUAAAAAAUAUUGUAAAACAUUCACCAAAAAUAAGCGAAGAUGAAAUAAAUGAAAGUACAAUGAAAAUAGUUAAAAAGGCACAUGAAGAUGAAAAUAAAAUGUUAGAAAAAAUAGGAGCAUGUCAAAAAGAUUAUACAUUACCAUGUCCAAAAUAUUGGAAAGAAAAUAAAAAAAUUAUGAACAAUGAAGAAAUUAUUACAUGUACAGCUAAUAAUGAAUAUGAAGGAUUUUGUGAAAAAUAUCAAUCAUUUACUUAUUUUACUGAAGAAGAUAAAAUAAAUUUUGAAUUAAGUUGUAAUGUAGAAUGGGAAUGUAAAAAUUUAAAUAGUACUUGUCUAACUGGAAAAAGAGAUUAUAGUGAGCCAUGCCCUAUAGGGUUUAUUGUCCAAAACGAUAAUAGUUGCAAAGCUGAUAUAACAAUAUAUAAUGGUAUGUGUAAUAGUGAUAAUAUAAAUUUUAAUCACAUGAACAAUUCAGAAAAAAAUGAUUGGAGUAUUGCAUGUGGUGCUUAUUGGGAAUGUUAUAAAGAAUGUCAAUCCAAUGAAAUAUUUUCAAAUUGUCCAAAAAAUUGGAAAGAAAUAAAUAAAUAUGAUUGUAUACCAAAUGAAAAAUAUAAAGGACCAUGUAAAGGAAAACAUAAUUUUCAAUAUUAUACAAAAAUAAUGAAAAUUGAAUUUGAAGAAAUAUGUAAAACUAAAUUUGUGUGCAUAGAAAGUUGUCAAAAAAAUUAUGAACAAGAAGAUUGCCCAAUUGAUUGGGAAAAACAAAAUGGAUACUGCUUAGCACCAACAUCAUUUAAUUUUUGUAAUAAAAAAAAAUUAUCAAUUGAAAAUUUAACAGUAAAUGAUAAAAUAAAAUUUGAAAAAGAAUGUUUAGUUAAUUGGGCAUGUAAAAAAAAUGAAGAUGGAAAUUCUUUUUGUCAAAUUGAUUGGUCUUAUGAUUGUCCAUAUAAUUGGAUAAAACAAAAAAAUAAUAAUGAAAAAAAAUAUAUUUGUAAUUCUUCUAAUUAUAAUGGAAAAUGUAAAGAUAUUAUUUUAGAAGACAAUACAAAUGAAGUUACUAAAAGAAAAAUAGCUUCAAGUUGUCAUACCCCUUGGCCAUGCAUAGAUAAAAAACGUAUACCCUUUAUGGAUACCCCUAAUCAAUAUGAUACAAAACAAAAUAAUGAUAAAGACAAAAUAAAUGGACCAGUAACACAAAAGGGAGACAUAUAUAAUAAAAAUCCUUAUCAUAUAAUUGAUACUGAUAAAGAUUUAGCUGAUUUUGAUAUAUUGUCAUAA